Kluyveromyces marxianus DMKU3-1042 is the source of this 474-nucleotide messenger RNA. RefSeq names its product mRNA-binding translational activator GIS2 (gene GIS2). Gene Ontology annotation, cellular component: cytoplasm. Gene Ontology annotation, molecular function: zinc ion binding; mRNA binding; single-stranded RNA binding. The coding region runs from base 1 to 474 and encodes 157 amino acids. NCBI's taxonomy places the organism in Eukaryota, Fungi, Ascomycota, Saccharomycetes, Saccharomycetales, Saccharomycetaceae. The record is from RefSeq and is a predicted model, not a curated record. Gene Ontology annotation, biological process: positive regulation of cytoplasmic translation. The transcript has a single exon.
AUGUCAGGUAAGGCGUGUUAUAUUUGUGGGAAGUUAGGCCAUUUGGCCGGUGAUUGUGAUUCUGAGAAGCUAUGUUACAACUGUAACAAGCCAGGUCACGUUCAAUCUGAAUGUCCUGUUCCAAAAACUGUCGAAUUCAAGCAAUGUUACAACUGUGGUGAAACUGGUCACGUCAAGACUGAGUGCACUGUGCAAAAGUGUUACAACUGUGAAGGGUUUGGCCACAUCUCUAGGGACUGUGACCAACCAAAGAAGUUCAGACAAAAUGGCGAACGUUCUGCUUCAAAGGUUUCUUGUUACAAGUGUGGUGGUCCAAACCAUAUGGCUAAGGAUUGUUUGAAGAGUGCUCCAACUUGUUACAACUGUGGUCAAGCUGGCCACAUGUCCAAGGAUUGUGAAAACGACGAAAACGAAAAGGUUUGCUACAACUGUAACGGAGUUGGCCACAUUGCCAAGGAAUGUCCUUCCUACUAA